AUGGAGAAGUCAUCAUCCUUGGGUAGCGCGAUACAGCCUUAUGCCCUGUCUCCCUACGGUCGGUUUCCGCUCCCCGGCGAUCAAUUCCACUUCAUUCCCUGCACUAAUGCGACCUUACUGCCCGCGCUCGAUGAUUCUAACCCAGUCCGGAGCUGGGCUCAUCUUUUCGACCCGAAUCCUGAACACUGGAGCUGGGGGGCACCGAUAGCAGAGCAGAACGUCCGGGGCAGAGAUCCGUAUUCCGAACGGGGGAUCUAUCUUUGUGGUUACCUUGAUGUUCCCUUAGAUUACACCAACAAGUCUGAAUCUCGUAUUGUUCGGCUCGCAGUAACCAAAUAUCAAGUCUCGGGUCUUGCGCGUGUUGAUACGGCGCAACCUAGCUCUUCAACCGUGGGAACCAAGAGCGAACGGACCAUCAUUGUUGAUCCUGGAGGUCCGGGCGCGAGCGGCACAUCGCUAGUCUGGAGAGCUGCAGAGAAUCUCACGAAGCGUUUGAGCGAUGGCAAGUUUGACAUCUUGGGAUGGGAUCCGCGAGGUGUCAACGCGUCAUUGCCUUCUAUAGCAUGCUUCCCUUACGACGCCCUUAGGGACCGCUGGUCCAUGCUGACGGGACAAUACCGCGAGGCGGCCGGAUCACCUGAAGUUAAACUUGAACUCGCAGACGCUAUGAACAAUGCUACAUUUUAUGCUUGUAAGGAAAAAUAUGGCGAUAUUCCCCGGUUUCUUAGCACGGCCUUCGUUGCGCGUGACAUGGAAGAAAUUCGUAAAGCGCUCGACGAAGACGAAGUAACUGGCUAUCUCGUUAGCUAUGGCACCAGCAUCGGCCAAACAUACGCUAAUAUGUUUCCAAAUAGCGUGGGGCGCUUGAUUCUAGACGCUCUGGAAUAUAUUCGUGAACAUCGUCAACUCGGCGGUUUUGGGUGGGCAGCGCUGGACAAUACUACUGAUGUCUGGCAUGACGGAUUUCUAGGCGAGUGUGUCAACGCCGGUCCAAAAUACUGUGCCUUGUCACAGCCUAGAAACUCAGAACCCGUAUCGCUACAGAACUUAGAGAAUCGAAUGCAAAGCUUGCUGGUCUCACUUAGCCAGCGACCCAUCACGGGGUAUCUCCAAUCGAGCGGACCUUCUCUCGUUACAUACUCAGCUAUCGUAUCUGCCAUAUAUGGCGCCUUACACAAUGCUAACAGUUGGCCUGCCCUGGCCCAGAUGUUAUACGAACUAGAAGAAGGAAAUUCGACACUAGCUACAGCUUUUCUUGAACAUUCGGAAUGGGAGUAUCACCCUUCAAUCCCAGGUCCGACCUCCCCUCAACCUCAGUCCCGCGAGCUAGGCCCCUUAGUUAUCUGCGCAGAUUCAUAUGAUGCUCCCUUGCCGCCAGAUGGCCUGCUCUGGUGGCAAUCGCUUUGGGCCAACAUGACCACCCGGUCUUGGAUAUCAGGGAACGAGGAGUUCUUUAGCGUUCUCCCCUGCCAACAUUUUCGCAGCUACUGGCCUCCGCCCGCUGAACUCUACCGAGGAGACCUAAACCACACGCUCAAGAACCCCUUGCUGCUAAUUGCGGAGACACACGACCCGGCGACCCCCUUACGGAACGGAAAAAACCUUUUGAAUGAAAUGGGCAAGAAUGCUAGGUUGAUUGUUCAUCACGGCUAUGGGCAUUCUUCUAGGGAUAGAUCUAGCUGCACUGACUCCAUCAUACUAGCAUUCAUCCUCAACGGCACCCUGCCUAUAGAGCAAGAAACACCUUGCUACGCAGACGGGAAGCCAUAUCUUUAUAGAUUCGAUACGACGGAGUUUAACAUGGAGAGUGCUGUAGCUCGAGACCCGAUUCAGUUAUGGCGAGAGCAUAUCCAAGAGCUGGCAUUAUGGAACCCAAGGCUGGUUCCUAGAAGAUGA
This is a messenger RNA of Daldinia childiae, 1896 nucleotides long. RefSeq lists its product as uncharacterized. The record is from RefSeq and is a predicted model, not a curated record. Lineage: Eukaryota; Fungi; Ascomycota; Sordariomycetes; Xylariales; Hypoxylaceae. The coding region runs from base 1 to 1896 and encodes 631 amino acids. The transcript is spliced from 2 exons.